This is a messenger RNA of Mangifera indica (mango), 3417 nucleotides long. Its product is annotated as putative calcium-transporting ATPase 13, plasma membrane-type. The transcript has a single exon. Gene Ontology annotation, cellular component: membrane; intracellular membrane-bounded organelle. Gene Ontology annotation, biological process: calcium ion transmembrane transport. Lineage: Eukaryota; Viridiplantae; Streptophyta; Magnoliopsida; Sapindales; Anacardiaceae. The coding region runs from base 177 to 3242 and encodes 1021 amino acids. The record is from RefSeq and is a predicted model, not a curated record. Gene Ontology annotation, molecular function: P-type calcium transporter activity; ATP hydrolysis activity; ATP binding.
AUCGGUUAUUGAGCUCUUCAAAACUUUGCUUUCACACAGUACACAUGAUUUUCUUCCUUUUUCUUUUUUUUUCUUCUUAACUUUCUUUAUUUGUCAAGUUUGCAUCUAGACUUUGUUCAGGCUCCGGGGAAUUUUCUUUUUGUCUCUAGUGGCCACAAGUCUGUUCUCCUUUCAACAUGUCUUUAAGGCAUCGCAAACCCAGUGAACUCGCCUUGCCCGACGAAGAAGGAAGCCCUCUGGCUGUGGCAAAACGCCAACAGAAGAGAUGGCGAUUGGCUUUUGCGGUCAUAUGUUUCACCAGGGCUCUUGUUUCUUUGUCAAGAAAGGCUCUUGAACAGAAGAAACAAAUCUUUCGGUCCCUCUCUUAUGUUGCCAUCGAUGUCGAUAACCAACAUCCGCAUGAGGAUGGCGUGGCUUUUCUUAAUGCUGAUCAGAAGAUUCUCUCCAGCCUGGUCAGAGAUAAGAGCCUGGAAUCUUUGAGUAAUCUUGGAGGCGUGAAAAAAGUUGCACAACUUCUUGAAACAGAUGAGAAGAAUGGUGUUCAAGGUAACGAGGCUAUGCUUUUGCAGAGAAUCAAUAUUUUUGGUUCAAACACUUAUGAAAAGCCGCUUGCAAAAAGUUUCUUCAGUUUCGUUUAUGAAGCAUUCAAAGAUACCACCAUUUUGAUUCUUCUAGUUUGUGCUAUACUUUCUCUGGCGUUUGGAAUCAAACAACAUGGUUUGAAAGAAGGGUGGUAUGAUGGAGGCAGCAUAAUAGUUGCUAUCUUUUUAGUCGUAGCGGUGUCUUCCGUUAGUAACUUCAAGCAAAACAGACAAUUUGAAAAGCUUUCAAGCGAGAGUGGUGACAUAAAAGUUGAAGUAGUUAGAGAUGGCAGGCGCCAAACCCUGUCAAUCUUUGAAGUUGUAGUGGGUGAUGUUGUGUGUUUGAAGAUUGGUGAUCAGAUUCCUGCUGAUGGGUUGUUCUUGGAGGGACAUUCAUUGAAGGUUGAUGAAUCUAGCAUGACUGGUGAGAGUGAUAGUGUUGAGAUCAACAGUAAGGAAAAUCCUUUCAUGCUUUCGGGGACUAAAGUGACAGAUGGUUAUGGUUUUAUGAUGGUUACUUCUGUUGGCAUGAGCACAGCGUGGGGAGAGAUGAUGAGUUCCAUUAGCCGGGAUUUGGAUGAGCAGACUCCAUUACAAGUUCGUCUCAACAAGCUGACAUCCUAUAUUGGCAAGAUUGGAUUGGCAGUGGCUGUAAUGGUCCUUCUUGUUUUAUUGAUUCGUUACUUUACAGGAAACACCACAGAUGAAAACGGAAACAGAGAGUUCAACGGCAUUAAGACAAAAUUUGAUGAAAUUAUGAAUGUUGUUGUUCGAAUUAUUGCUGCAGCAGUGACAAUAGUAGUGGUGGCGAUUCCUGAAGGUUUGCCUCUGGCUGUUACUCUCACUCUGGCUUAUUCUAUGAAGCGAAUGAUGGCUGAUAAUGCAUUGGUUCGAAAACUCUCUGCUUGUGAAACAAUGGGAUCUGCCACAACAAUCUGCACAGACAAAACAGGCACCCUCACUUUGAAUGAAAUGAAGGUAACAGAGUUUUGGGUUGGAAAGGAAGCUAUGGAGGAUUUUGAUAUGGCAACUGAUGUUUAUGAGUUGUUACGUGAUGGGGUUGGCCUAAACACAAUUGGAACCGUUUACAAGUCGAAUUCUGCAUCAACUCCUGAGAUAUCUGGUAGUCCAACUGAGAAAGCAAUACUCUCUUGGGCUGUGUUGGACAUGGAAAUGAAUCUGGAUGAGUCAAAGCAAAACUGUGACAUAAUCCAUGUAGAGACCUUCAAUUCACAGAAAAAGAGAAGCGGCGUUUUGAUGAGGAGGAUCAAUGAAAAGGUUGUUCACACACACUGGAAGGGAGCUGCUGAGAUGAUACUGGCAAUGUGUUCACAUUAUUAUGACAGAAGAGGUACAAUGAAGUUCAUUGAUAGUGAAGAAAGAAUGCAAAUUGGGACAGUUAUCAAGGGUAUGGCAGCUAAGAGCUUGCGUUGCAUUGCCUUCGCUUAUACAAAUGUUGCAGAAGAAAUUGAGGAAACUCAUGAGAAGCUUGAAGAAUCUGGAUUGACCUUGCUGGGAAUUGUUGGCUUGAAGGAUCCAUGUCGGCCAGGCGUGGAAAAAGCUGUGGAAUCCUGCAAGAAAGCUGGAGUGAAUGUCAAAAUGAUCACUGGAGACAACAUCCACACGGCAAGAGCUAUAGCUAUUGAAUGUGGAAUACUCAGACCUAGUGAAGAGUUGAAUACCGAAGCUGUAGUAGAAGGUGUUCAAUUCCGGAAUUACUCAGAUGAAGAGAGGAUGGCGAAGAUUGAUAAAAUCAGUGUUAUGGCAAGAUCGUCCCCUUUUGACAAGCUUUUAAUGGUGCAGUGCUUGAAGCAAAAAGGUCAUGUGGUAGCUGUUACAGGAGAUGGGACAAAUGAUGCACCUGCUCUCAAAGAAGCUGACAUUGGGCUCUCCAUGGGGAUCCAAGGCACUGAAGUUGCAAAGGAAAGCUCAGACAUAAUCAUCUUGGAUGACAACUUUUCCUCAGUGGUGACUGUUUUGAGGUGGGGAAGGUGUGUCUACAACAACAUCCAAAAGUUCAUCCAGUUUCAGCUCACGGUGAACGUUGCAGCCCUUGUCAUCAAUUUCAUUGCAGCAGUUUCUUCUGGUGAUGUUCCACUGACUGCUGUCCAGCUCUUAUGGGUGAAUCUAAUCAUGGAUACCUUGGGAGCUUUAGCAUUGGCCACUGAGCGACCUACCAACCAACUUAUGACCAAGCCACCUGUGGGUCGAUCAGCGCCACUCAUAACCAAAAUCAUGUGGAGGAACCUUGUUGCUCAGGCUUUGUAUCAAGUAAAUGUGCUAUUAGUUCUGCAGUUCAAGGGAAGAUCUAUCUUCAAUGUGGAUGAGCAGAUAAAAAACACCCUGAUAUUCAACACAUUUGUCUUCUGCCAGAUUUUCAAUGAGUUUAAUGCAAGGAACCUGGAGAAACAAAACAUAUUCAAGGGGUUGCACAAGAACAAACUCUUCAUUGGGAUUGUUGGGGCAACAGUCAUCCUUCAGAUUGUGAUGGUGGAGUUUCUUAACAGGUUUUCCAACACCAAGAGGUUGAAUUGGGGGCAAUGGGGAGCCUGUGUUGGCGUUGCUUCUAUGUCUUGGUUGAUCGGUUGGCUUGUGAAGUUGAUUCCAGUUUCUGGAAUACAGUUUCUCUUCUUUUCCAAGAGAGGAGCACCUGCAACUUGAACAGUUCAUUGCAACCAGAAAAUGGUAGAAUCAACAACAAAAGAUUUAUUUUUCCAUGUUUUAGACGAAUUGUCAGUUUUUUUUUUUUUUAAAUAAUCAGAAUGAAAAUGUAUUAGCAGUUCCUUCCCUGUGAAGCCAUCAGUUUUCAAUUAAAAUGCUCAAGACCUUCUUUAUA